AUGUCCUGGAAGGACAAUUUUGGGUUCGCAGAUCGGCUGCGAGCCAUACAGUCUCUCACAACGGCUUACCAGCAAGCUUCUUCCUCGCCUACGUCAGCAUUUGCAGAAGCUAUGGCCCAAGCGAGGCGGCUUGAAACCGAGGCAUAUGACAAGUCGACCUCAAAAGACGAAUAUGAGUCCAUUUGCCAACAGGCGAUUGAUGAAGCUGAAUUGGCAAGAUCCACAGAGCUGGUCACUAGCAUCCCACAGCAUGGUGAGGAUGACCAUGAAGAACUAGAGACCUCAACUGGGGAAGUCAUCGGUCAAUAUCAGUCUUGUUCCCAUCAUUACGGUGGUCUGCACUCCUCCAUCUACAAAUCAAAGUUGGAAGAUGGGACUAUUCGAGCAGUGAAAGUCACCAUUCCUCAUAUGAUGACAGCGCCCCAUGAUGCCCAUCGUGAAGCAAGGUUGCUGCGAGAAGCUGCUCACACACAUAUAAUUCCAUUGAUCGAGACUUUUAAGCUUGAUGGGGGCAGAUUUGUCUUGGUCUUUCCUUUCUUGCGGUAUGACUUCGAGCAGUUGCUCCGACGAGACAUGGUAAGUGCUACUCAGACACGAUCGAUUCUGCGGGACCUGUUCCGUGCCCUUGCCCAUCUCCACAGCCUGGGUAUACUUCACCGGGACAUCAAGCCUUCCAAUAUCCUAAUGGACUCUCCAAAUGGACCCGCCUAUUUGGCAGACUUUGGCGUUUCAUGGAAAGACGGCGAUGCGGGAUCUGAGCCGCCCACGCAGAAAAUCACCGAUGUGGGCACGACCUGCUAUCGACCUCCAGAAAUUCUCUUUGGGUUCAAAGAGUAUGGAACAUCCCUUGACAUCUGGGCUGCCGGUUGUGUGGUGGCAGAAGCCAUUGCCGUCGGCCACCACCAGCUCUUUGACUCUGGGCCAGUGGGCAGCGAUCUGUCGCUAAUUUUCUCCAUCUUCAAACUACUGGGCACCCCGGAUGAACAACGUUGGCCGGAAGUUAAGGUAUUGCCAGAUUGGGGGAAAGUGGAAUUCCACUCGUUCCCCACACAGCCCUGGGAGGACAUUCUCCCAGGUGCAUCUUCAAAUGGCCGUGAUUUAGUCAGCCAUCUAUUGUGCUACGAGAGCAGCGAAAGAUUCUCUGCAUUAGAGGCCCUUGCCCAUCCAUACUUUUCUCAGGCUUGA
This is a messenger RNA of Penicillium vulpinum, 1185 nucleotides long. Its product is annotated as putative cell division protein kinase (Ctk1). The record is from RefSeq and is a predicted model, not a curated record. The transcript is spliced from 5 exons. The coding region runs from base 1 to 1185 and encodes 394 amino acids. Gene Ontology annotation, biological process: protein phosphorylation. Gene Ontology annotation, cellular component: cytoplasm; nucleus. NCBI's taxonomy places the organism in Eukaryota, Fungi, Ascomycota, Eurotiomycetes, Eurotiales, Aspergillaceae. Gene Ontology annotation, molecular function: ATP binding; cyclin-dependent protein serine/threonine kinase activity.